Messenger RNA from Arabidopsis thaliana (thale cress), 935 nucleotides. RefSeq names its product gem-associated-like protein. Bases 86 to 661 code for a protein of 191 amino acids. The transcript has 3 exons. NCBI's taxonomy places the organism in Eukaryota, Viridiplantae, Streptophyta, Magnoliopsida, Brassicales, Brassicaceae. The record is from RefSeq and is marked reviewed.
CACAUUCUCUCAAACUUAUUUUCGUUUUCCAGAGAAAUUAUUGACAAUCAGAGAAGGAAGGAAGGAAGCAAGAAGACUUAAGAAGAUGAUAAUGGAAGAAGAACUUCAAGAGCGUAACAACAAUCUCAGCCUCGACGACAUUGAUCUUUCUCUCCUCCGUCUCACUUCACCACCGUACGACUACUCUCCUCCAUCAUCCUUGUUCUCCGCCGAUGAAAUCACUCCUCCAUUGAAACGCGCCUCCCCUGUUUCCGACGAAUCCGAUCUCCCCAAACGCAGAAAACUCUCCCCUCAAAACCCAAUCUUUACCACUUCUCCUCCUCUCUUCACUUCCCCGGAAACACAAACUUCCUCUGUUCAUGACACGAGCCGGUACACGAAUCUCACUAGCUCUGUUUCGGAGAAGCAAGAAGCGACGCCGUCUGUUACUGAUACAGAGACGAUGAAGAUGGUUAACAAAUGCGUAGAGGUGAUGAAUCGUGGAGAGACUAACUAUGCUUAUGAGAAGGAGCAAGAGGAGUUGGAAGAAGAAGAAGAUUGUGGAGGAGGGAUGAGGAUAGAGAGAUCUGGAGAUGGGUUUGUAAUUAGAUUGAAGUGUAGAUGCAGACAAGCUUUUAGGGUUCUUUUCUCUGAUGAUCAUCUCUACUUCAAGCCUCUCUAAGUUUCACUUCACACACUUGUGGUGUGAUUUAGUAUCUGCUUCUACUCAUUUGUUGCAACGUUUUUUGGUUGGACAGUUAUGGAGACUUUGUAAAUAGGAAGUAACCAAAAUUAAGAUUUACAUUUCGUGUAGAAAAAUGUGCAAUGAAAUGGUAAGAGUAAGAGCAAGAACUCGUUUUGUUGUAUAGAGAUUACAAAAAGGUUACUACUUAUUUAGAGUCAAAGUCAAAACUUUAAAAUUGUUUAUAGAGAUUAUCAAGAAACUUUUAAUCUCU